AUGGCAAACCGGGGUUACGACGUGGUUGUCGAUGUGGAUGCCGAGGGCGACCUCGGCCAUACUGACCUGCAAGAGGACCUUGAAUUCCACUCAUCCAACUUCGAAAAUGACCAACGAAGUGCCAAAGUCCAGUCUGAUUCCGCUCCAUUUUUAGGCGGCGGAUCCUCGCGCGGCCGUGAUCGAUCCCCUGGCGGCACUCCAACCAAGCACAGCUGGUGGUCGAUCCACUACUACGAGCGGUUCUUUGAUGUUGAUACAAAUGAGGUGCUGCGCCGCUGCUUGGCUGCUCUCUACCCGCGCUCCAAUUUCCUCGACGUUCUCGAGGGUAACGCCGAUCUCUACGGGCCCGUCUGGAUUGCGACCACCGUCGUGGUCAUUCUAUUCUUGACCGGAACCAUCUCUCAGUGGCUUUCGAACAACGACGACAAGCACUUUGAGUAUGACUUCACUCUACUCUCUGGCGCGGCUGGCCUUAUCUACGGGUACACGGGUAUUCUGCCUAUUGCCCUGUGGGGUGCGCUCCGGUGGUUCGGGAGCUCCACGGCCGACUUGAUCGAGUGCUGGUCAUUGUACGGAUACUCUAACUUGAUCUGGAUUGGCGUUGCUCUUGUCAGUUGGAGCCCGCUGACUGCGCUCAACUGGGCGCUUGUUGGGGUCGGCUUUGCGUGGACUGUCUUCUUCCUGCUGCGCAACCUAUAUCCGGUGUUAAAUGCAACGGAUGCGAAGGCCAGCAAGAUUCUCCUGAUUUUGGUUGUUGUAUUGCACGCCGGGUUGGCUAUUGCGAUCAAGAUUCUCUUUUUUGCACACGCAAGCCCGGUCUCAAAGAAGAACAAGGAUCAGUCUGACGAUAGCGAGAAAGACGAUAAGCGAGGCAUGAUGUUUUGA
Messenger RNA from Penicillium macrosclerotiorum, 885 nucleotides. RefSeq names its product Yip1 family protein. The record is from RefSeq and is a predicted model, not a curated record. Gene Ontology annotation, molecular function: small GTPase binding. Gene Ontology annotation, biological process: vesicle-mediated transport. Lineage: Eukaryota; Fungi; Ascomycota; Eurotiomycetes; Eurotiales; Aspergillaceae. Gene Ontology annotation, cellular component: Golgi apparatus; membrane. The transcript is spliced from 4 exons. The coding region runs from base 1 to 885 and encodes 294 amino acids.